Haliotis rufescens (red abalone) is the source of this 1952-nucleotide messenger RNA. RefSeq names its product alpha-2Db adrenergic receptor-like. Gene Ontology annotation, biological process: G protein-coupled receptor signaling pathway. Gene Ontology annotation, cellular component: membrane. Gene Ontology annotation, molecular function: G protein-coupled receptor activity. The coding region runs from base 266 to 1267 and encodes 333 amino acids. The record is from RefSeq and is a predicted model, not a curated record. NCBI's taxonomy places the organism in Eukaryota, Metazoa, Mollusca, Gastropoda, Lepetellida, Haliotidae. The transcript is spliced from 2 exons.
UCGUCAAACAAUCAGUAAACGUUAUCCUUCCUGGAUGGUUGUACAUGCCACAUAAGCCAACAGAAGUUGCUUUUUGACUUUCUUCAAGUGGACUACAUGUUCUCCAUGCUCUGAUGUCCACUUCCAGGCCCAGGCACUACAAAACAUGGAUAAACAACCUACCCACAGUUAAAGAGGCUUCAAGGCAGGCAGAUCCUACCAACUGUUCUGAAGUGAAAAACUAAUCUGUCUGGACACGACCACAGAUGAAAGAAAGCCGUAUGUCAUGAAUCUGACAACAAUUGAUGCAAGUGAUCUCACAGAAACAGAGAGAAGUAGGGUGGAGAUCGGUCUGCUCUCUGUCCUCAUAUUCUUAAUAAUCCUCAUCGCCAUCACCGGCAACACGGCCGUCAUAUUUGCCAUCUAUACGAGUCACAGACUUAAGGAGGAGAUUUCCAACAUGUUCAUCGUCAACCUAAGCAUCACAGACCUCACCUCUGCUGUGGUCGUCUUGGGCUCCGCUCUGGUAGCCAUGAGUACAGACCGUUGGCCAAUGGGGCAGGCAUGGUGUGACAUUGUGUGUUACGUCAACUACUGCAUGAUCAUCGUGUCCAUGCUCAACCUGUGCUUCAUCAGCGUGGACCGCUACAUCGCAAUAGUACACUCGCUGCAUUAUAAUUUACUCAUGACUAGGCGCAAAGUCUUCCUUAUGAUUGCAUACUCGUGGUUUCAAGGAUCAAUGUUUGGAUGCGUCCCAGUGAUCUUCCGCUGGGUCAAAUAUGAUUACUGGGAAGCAAUAUGUGCAAUUCAGUGGCACAAACAACGGGAGAAAGCUCUGUACUACGUCAUCAUCGCUUUUAUCAUGUGUUUCUUGGUACCUGGGCUCAUACUGAUCAUUUGCUAUUGUCAAAUCCUCAAAACUAUCAAAACAAAACAACAAGCGAUCACUCGAGUCUCUGACAGUCCAAGGGUCAGGGUCAAGUACAGCACCAGCUCCAAAGCCAUGUAUGGUUUGCUGGUCGUCGUAGUGGCCUACUUCGUCUGCAUGACGCCGUUCAGUGUCACGAAACUAUACAAGGUAGCAGCAGAUGAAGACAAUGUGCUGCCAGGCUAUGUCAACCUCACAGCAAGUCUAACUGGCUACUUAUCCAGUGCAGUAAAUCCGCUAAUCUAUGGGAUAUUCAGGAAGGAUUUUCGUAAAGCUUUUAAGUUGGUGUUGAAAAAAAUACUUGCUGAAAGAGCAGUUGCCCCUGCAAACCAAGAUAUAGAUUUGAUGGAGUCCACCUAAAAAACUAUCUGUACAAACCUUUGAACAUAUGUGCUUCAACCAUGCCAGGCCAAUCUGCCUGCUAUUAAUCAGAGAUUGACAGAUUCCACAUACAGUUUGUUUACGUAAUUUAUCGUCAACUUGGUAUCAGACAUACAAUCCAACAUUUAGGAAAGAUCUAUUCGGUUUGCUUAUUAGUAUCUGUAGUGAUAAGAUGGGAAGUUGGAGAUUGUAAUUAACAGAUUAAAGGUGCUUAUACACAGAAAUGUUUGAACAAUUUUUUAGCACUUAUUUUUGUAAUACUUGUACAUAUCCGCAAAACUAUUCAAAUAAAAUUACCUGAAUAGUCCCUUUAACUGUCCACUUAUCAAAAACUUCAAAGAAUGUCAAUGCAGGAAGGGAAGAGAAGAUUUGUCCUUUCAGACAACACUGUUCACCUUUCCUAUAAAUGCCACCAGAACCGUAAUCAUAUUAUCACUUGGGACAUGAUAUUUUUAUUUUACAAUCAAUGCUUUGACAAAAAGAACUUGUAAGCCAAGUAAGUAAAACAAGGAGACUUAAUGCUCAACAUGGACAUACAUUCAAACCUAUUUAGUAUUAUCUCAAACCUAGGGGGAUUAGUUGUAACUUCAAAUAUCGGGACAUUGGAGAUAAUGAGGCAUGGACAUUCAGACAACAAGUAACAGUAUUACAGAACCAUGGCAGU